AUGACACUGUUCUGGCAGUUGUGGCUGCUGCUGUUGCUCUUGCUGAGUGUUGCCAAGCAGUGCUCAACACAAGAAGAUGCUCACGCACGACAACGCAGAAGCAAUAUUCCGUGCGGUACGAGUUUUACGCCGUGCUCAAACGGUCCGCUUGAUUUUGAUGACAACAACGGAAUCAUCGAUGAAGAUGGAGAAGAGGCGUUGAUCGCGAACUCCCAAAUACCGAGAUUAAAAAAUAGUGAUGAGGAAUUGGAGGAAAUCGUUUCUCGAAAGAACUUGCUCACUGCGAUCAAGGAUGCACGAUCGGAUAUGAAUGAAUUAUUCAAUAGAACUGAAAGAAGUCUAUUCAUCGUUUCGAAUGAUCAGACUCUAUCACAAGCGGAGAUAAAUUGGUCUGAAAUGUACCGCAUUGAUCGUUAUGCUAAAGAUCUCUCGUACUCGGCUCUUACUUCAAUAAAAACAACGCAGCAACUCCAACGACUUGGACUGAGCCCGGCACAAAUUGUCUUUGGGCUGCCGGCAAUGGAAUUAGAAAAAACGGCAUUGAGUGAGAUU
Molecule: messenger RNA, 552 nt
Organism: Anisakis simplex (herring worm)
Lineage: Eukaryota; Metazoa; Nematoda; Chromadorea; Rhabditida; Anisakidae
Source: the annotation of a GenBank genome assembly